Messenger RNA from Spirometra erinaceieuropaei, 8830 nucleotides. The record is from the annotation of a GenBank genome assembly. NCBI's taxonomy places the organism in Eukaryota, Metazoa, Platyhelminthes, Cestoda, Diphyllobothriidea, Diphyllobothriidae.
AUGGGCAGCUGCGCCCUCUGUACACGUCCAAGGUAUCCUGUCGGUCAUCAGCCUUCGGGGCGGUGGGUCAUAGAGCGUCGCGAUGGGUUCAAGCACACCAAAUUUAUUAUUAGUGAGGAAUACGCUGAAUUGCCAGUCACUCGUUCGGUCGCCGUUUUUGGCGCUCUAACCAAGGGUACGACUGACCGAGGAGCCCAGUUCAAAUCUGCCCUUUCCCAAGCCCUCCUCAACUUGCUUGGCUUCACAUUCCUUCGGACGAGGACCUGCCAUCUAGCAGCCAACAGCACGACCGAGCGUUUCCGCCGCCAGCUGAAGACCGCCUUGCGGGCCACAGAGGACCCAGCCAAUUGGUCUGACAACCUGCUCCUUGUGCUCCUUGGUCCUCGCUCGGCACUGAAAUCGGAUCUGGAUUGCAAUGAUUUUUUUACUUUACCCUCUGACCGCCAGGCGAGAUGGUCACUCCAACCUCUCGUGGUGCUGAUGAGAUUCCCAACAAUUUUGUGCAUCGUUUGCAUUCACCUUCCGGGGUUCCGCCUCGAACUCAAUCGACUGAGUCUUAUGUUAAAGAAGGCUUGGUCAACUGCACUCAUGUGUUUGCUCGGUAUGACCGUGUGUGUAAGUCACUGGAACCACCUUAAGAAGGACCGUUUCGCGUACUCUAGCGCAAUGUCAAGACCUGCCGGCUCCCUCCUGGUGGAAAAGAGGACGUGAUCAGCAUCGACCUGGUCAAGGCUGCUGCCACAGAGGUGCCGCCGGACCUGCCCCAAGGGCAUAACUGCGCUGAACCCCUGCCCCGUGCUGCACCAACUCCCCUGCCGCGUGCUCCUCCACCUUCCAUAAUCUCUGCUCCAAUUUCCCAACCUUCCUCCUUCCCCAUCACCCCACAGCCCCCCACUCUAACUCUUCCAACGCCACUGGCAUUCGCACCACUCGUAGCGGCUGCCGAGUCCACUUUCCCGACCGUCUUAGCAUUGGAGCGUUUUAACAUUUUACUUACCUUCAGCGUCGUUUUUACACUGGCCUCCAGUCUAGGCUGGGGGUACUGUGGCAGUCCUUUUCCGCAUUUUUAUUCAUACACCUUUUUUAUGGUUAUUCCAUUUGUUAAGCAUUUCGUUAACUCGCAUUCGUCCUUAUUUGUUCCAGUUGGUGUCUAUGACACGGUGACGCGAAACACUCCAACUGGUGUGAGCUCCGGUUUCAUUAACUGACUUUUAACCUAUUGCCUUUGUUCUUCACUGGGCGGGGUUGGCAGUCGAGUCCGUUCUGGCGUGGCAGUUUCACUUAACUUUUCUCGACUUGGUCUUAAUGUGGAAUCGCAUUGUCGAUUGUCUAAGCCCGCUAAAAAACUUUCUUGCGUUCAUCAAAGGGAUCUGCGGCCUAAACCCAAGGGAACUGCACAGCUGUUCAAUUCCGAAAAAGCAAUAUCUUGAACGAAAAAUCACACAUUCUGGAACACAAGGCUGUGCUCGGCCAGAUCCUAUUUCGUAGGGGUUAGGGGUUAAGGUUGGGGGUCAGGGGUGAGGGGUUAGGGUUAGGUGUUCGAUUGGGGCUACGAAAUAAGAUUCACCCUGCGCUCUUCAGAAGCGGCUCCAAUCGUCUACCUACAAUAUUCGACAAAGUCGUCGAUAAACUCCCUCAACUGGGAACCAACACGGUCAUCGUUCGUCCGUCAUCAUCAGACUGCACGCCAGUGACAAAACACCGGACACUGAUUCACUUCCGGGUAGAAUCUUCGAAUAUGUGGUGGCUCUCACUUUGAAGAACUAUCAAGAUCGGCCAGUAGAUAAUCGGCCGGAUCUUCAAAGUCAACUAGACCUUCGACCGACUACAGCCCUCAGUUUGAACUCGACGCCACAUUCAACUGAACACGAAAAUGAGGAUGUACAGUGUCGUUCUCCUGAUAACGCUCUUGAACGGGGUGGAAACAUGGUCAGCUUACCAGAGUCAAGCAACGAAACAGUCAUUUGCGCCUGAGCUGCCUCCACAGAGUACCGAAGUAGAGAUCAUACGAAAGGAUCCCUGACACGGAAAUCAUGGAGGGAGCCGGUAUUCUCGGCAUGCGCCAGUCCUCGCAAAAUAGGUGGAAAACAGCUUCGUUGCAAGGACGUUCUGGAGACCUCCUGUAGCCAUCUGAAGGUCAGGCCUUUGACCUGGGAGCAUCUCGUUCAAGAUCAACACGCGAAACGCAGCACUGUACAAACUGGAGCCAUAAUCUACGAAACUUAUCGCGUAAAAGAGGUCAAAGAGAAGAUAAGGGCGCGCAAAUCUUAUAUAUCUCGGGUCGACGCCAAAUACGCCCAACACAGAACAACACAUCUGCAUUACCAACUGAUGUUCUUAGCCCAUAUAGGAUUCAUCGGACAUCUCCAAAUAUGACGUCGUGACAACACACCUAGUGGUUAGAGGCGUGGACUUCUAAAUAACAGGUCGCGAGUUCGAGCCCCCGGCGUUCCACACUUCGGGGUUGGGUAUGACUGGCUGACGAAGGCUAAUAAGCCAGAAAUGGCCAUUCCAGUCUCCCUUGUCUUUGUCGGUAGUACCAUUCUGCCUGUAUCAUGCGCCGCUGUGCGGCUGCUGGUUGAGAUCGAGAGAGAGCCUAUAAGGCACAACGGAACGAGUGAGUUCCGUAGGAACGAUCGGUGAGCGCCCCCCUACCACCUAAAUCAUCACCACGGCACAGGACGUCACUGUCAGCAGCAAAGUCACAGAUGCAAACCGAUCUGCUCAGUCUUAUCUCAUCCACAGCAGCACCAACAGCAAUGUGAAUUCCGAUUCCCAUUGCGGACUUGCCUUUACAUUACACAUCGACAUAGCCAGUCACUUACGAGUUCAGCUUAGUGUGCCCGGUGAACCGGUGCCACCUCCCUUUCGCCUCACUUGCCGAACUGUUACAGGAGAUUCUGACAUGGUAUGGUCCGGUUCGGCCAUAUACGUAUUCACAAAAAUCUUCAGUAAACAACAGAGUGAAGACCUCAUUACCACACCUCGCUUUCUUACUUGCCCACACACCAUAGUUCAACCGUCGCAUCCGACAAUGACUCCGUAUGCUCCACAGCAGGGUGGGAGUAGGGACGGAGACUUGCGCAGGAUUUAUACCAUCUACCACACUCUCUCCCCCUCCCCCACCUGGAUCCGGUGUCAAGACAUAAUCAAGAGAACCGGGGCGGGAGAGGGCACAGGUGGAUGGCACGGCCGAGCCCGCAUCCUGGCGCCCCACUCCACAUCCCCUGGUACACACAGCAAAUGACCAGGAUUUUAACUAACAACAAAAGGAGUGGAUGGCAUGGUCGAAGUCGCACCUAGGCGUGCUGUCACGCCUGGCUCGGACCCCACGGAGUGGGAGUGCCAUAGAGACCACAGUAAGAAGGAGCCAUUGCAGCAGCCUGACUCUUAGACCACCAGCCGGACACUCCAAACAAACACACAACACUGGGCCGACUGCGAGAUCCACCAGAGAUGUCACCAGUCGACCAUUUACCUUUUGCAAGGAAGACGUCAUCAAACUACCUCACAGAGACUGGCACUGACCUCGACUACCCGACCUCCCUGCAGAAAAGUCACAGCAAAUAUUUAGUGGAAAAUAUUCUGGCACCUACUCGACAAACAAGGUAACCCUCAACUGAUGGAGUAGCUUAUUCCACUAUUCCAGAAAAUGGGGCGACAGAGACAAAUGCACAAGAUUGCAAACACAUAACACACAUCGGGUGUGCCACCAAUCGACCAUUUACUAUCUGCAAGGAAGACGUCAACAGGUCUCCUGACGGGGAGACCAAUGCUGACCUCGAUUAUCUAUCUCCCCCCCCCUCCCCCCUGCAGAAAGCUGUCAUGGUAAUGCAAUAGACGCCCAAUGGAAAAUCUCGGGGUGCAGACUCAACUCCACUCUAACCAAAAACACGGCGACCCUCAUAUAGUAUAAAAGUCAAUUUUACUAUUCCAAGGGAAGUGGCCAGAAGGACAAAUCCGCAAAACUGCAAACACAUAACCGUAAUUCAUCCAAACAAUCGCUGAGGAAACCAGUGUGUCUGUGACAAUCCUCGAAGGAUCUCCCGACUCAAUAUUGCUGACAAAUUCUCCACCCGAUUACUACUCAGUCGUCUAAAUCUACACUUGGAUCAUUGCAGAUUCUCAGAAAAUCAGACACCAUUGAUAUGCACCUGACGGUUCGACAACUGAAGGCAGGUGUCAAGAAACUGGGGUGGACCUUUACAUCACCUUUGUGUGUCCCAUGGAAACCUCCGACACCGGGAACAGAAACGAUCUGUGGAAAAUAAUGAGAAAAUUUGGAUGCCACAAGCGGUUCACAAUGACAGUUGGGCAACGUCAUGACGACAUGGUAGGACACAGGGCGGAAGCGUUUCGGAGUGACAUACGAGAUGUAGCAGGACUGUCUGCUUAGCCUAAUCCUCCUCAGCCUAAGCUCUCACUAAGACUGAUAGACGUAAACCGAGGGGAUCGACCAGACAUCGGCAUUUUAUAACGAGGAAAAGGAAACUACGAACACUUGCCGUGUGUAGGCCAUCCUAACGGCCUCCAAAGACAGGUCACAUUACUCCCGCUUUGCCGUUGACUACGCAUUCAACAGCGCAAUUGAGGAGGCUGGUUAGCCAAUUCUGAAACCCUUCUCUGCCGACUGCGCCAAUUUCGAACUAAUGAUUAACACGCAAAGGCGAAUAUCGUAUACAAACCGGCGCCAACUUUGUAUUACCCCUAGCACGCAGUAAAUAUCAAUGGUAACUGCCUGCUGGUGGUGAACCUGGACAACUGCAUCUCAUGGACCAAACAAAUGGGAGAAGUUAGUUCAGUCAUUUGGCGUUUAACAGGUUAUAGCACUCGGUGUGGAAUCGCCCUGGCAGUCUCCUCAGUAUGAAACUCAGGAUGUGCAGGACUGUCAUCGUGACAACACUGUUUUUUGGUGUGGAGACCUGGAUAAUCUACCUAAGUCAAGUGAGAAAGCUCAGCCACUUCAACCUAAGCCGUCUUUGAGGAGUAUGUAAGUGGGAUGGUAGGAAUGGAUUACGGACAGUCAGGUAUAAACUAUAAAGAAGACGUGAUUCUCUAUUGAUUGACUAAAAGAAAGCCUAUUUUUGUUUAUGGUUUCUAUAAAAUAUAUUUGAAUUUCCAAGACCGUCGAAAAUCAAUGGGAAAAGUGCAUGCUACUUAAGUAGUCAUUUUUUACCGAGUAAGCUUUUUACAGGAGAUUGAAAAGAAGUGUAUUUAAAAGCCGACAUCCUGUCGAGUCCAAAAUGUUAUAAGAGUAUGCCUUAAGAUAAUCAGUAUCACAACCGCGACCAAGUAAUCCUUCCUAAUCGAAAGCGCAUUUCAGAAUUUCAGCCAACAUUUCAUGAGAUAGGUCACGCACUGUACGUAGCCAACACAGCCUGACUACAGAGUCAGUUCGUAGAGCCGCCGCCAACAUCCGUCACUCACGCCCUUCUACCACAUGCUGUAACCACACGUCCAAUCACCCCAUUAACCUUUCCGAUCAUGAGCGCAUAAACAAUGGCAGCAAUCAGUAGAAAGUCGUCCAUCUGUCAAGCCCACAUCGUCUCCAUACAUUUAUUAACUGCACGAACCUUUCUGGCUAUCCACGCACACACUAAGGCCAGUCAUUCUUCAAGUAGCAACGCUUCAAUUAUGCUUGGCAGCGUCGGUAGCUGCGGACGACCUACUAUGCCUGCUUGUGUGUACGAAUACGUGGGAAGCAAUAGACCGAGUCUCUACACAGGGCCAAGUCACUGCGCCCAAUCUGACCGCCAAUUGGUCGAUGGGUUCGAGCACUCCACUGGUACACAGAAGGGAAACAAUAAUGAGACUGGCAGUGAAAUACACAUCUUCUUGGCAAUUUAAAUCGUUUCUCGUCAGCAUAAAGCUACCAUGUCUGUGUUAAAAGUAGUGGCUUGAAAGUCUGCCAGAUGACAGGGUAAUUCGAUACUACUAAGGGUUGUUGGUCAGUAUGCCCACGCUCGCCUCCAGUCGUCUUGACUUUCUAGGGUAACGCUCGCACUGGUCGGAGCAUCGUGUGUGAGGUUCACCAGUCUGACCUGGUUGUGGUAUGAAAUACGGUCUGAAGACGGCAAGUAGUGAGAAGGGGCCUUCCAUGCAGUCCUGAUCUACUCAAUAAUACAUUUGGAUUAUCGAGUGCUCGUUGCUGUGCUACAACCUGCGACACAGGGUCUCCGUAUUUUAUCCAGCAAUCGGACCAGACAGCGAACCCUAUUCCAACGUGACUGUGAGUUUAAUAUUGUAGUCCCAAUUUUACUUAGGGCCGGGCAGCCAAUAAGAAUUCAUAUUUUCGUGAAUUUCCAAAAACACCCUCUUUGAUUCACACCUCUUUUCCUAGAAAACGCGGGUACUGCUUAAACUGCUACUGCCUUUUGGCCAAGCUCAGAGGUCGAACAGUGGUGCUUCGCACGAGUAUGAUCCGGCUUGUGAUCAGGUCACAUUUUUGUGCUUCGGUGGUGUCGGCUGCUUUCUGUCAGAUGCGGUCCAACCUCACCUCACCCAGGACAAGGCAGUGCACGUGACUUUCGCACCCUCAUGAUAAAACGCGUCACACUGAUGCUCCCCGAUUUGGCCUAACUUUAGACCGGAACACGGACGCUCCGUUUUGUCUAAGAGGUCCUGACCAGAGCCCAUUCAGGCGGCCUGCAGCGACAAGUGACAGAUUAUUAACAACCACUGUUGACGAAGACAAGGGAGACUGGGAUGGCUAUUUCGGCCUUAUUUGCCUGAGCCCAGUGACAUAAAAGAAUGCUCCUAGACCACGGUGAAAUAGAACCAGGUCUAUGAACGCAACUGACAGGACGCGGUCUCAUGGCUCAGUUGGUACAGUGAACUCGAAUUCAGAUCAAGAGUAUUGUGCGGCCUUCAAGUAUUGGUGCGACGCACCUACAACGGCAGUUUAACGAAAAUCGGUUCUCCCAGUCUUGCAAGUUUCGGUGAUAAUGCUUCUCGGAAAUAAUCUUAGAGGCUGUAUGCUCACGCUCUUGUGUACUCCCACACAGAUUCGGUCAGACGAAGCCUUCGACCAAGGCACCUUGUGCCUUUCAGCGUGCAUUCUGCCCAGCAUAUUUGAGCGAACUCAUUCCCCCCCGCGAAAAUGCUAAAAAAUUUCACGCGAAGUUCUGCGAAUCUGAUUCUUUGUAAUAACGGAUCGGCCACAUUCAUGAGAGUAGUAUAUCGGCAUACAUGCUAUGAAUAAGACGACAUAUAUGUAUAUUUGUAUAUAUUUUUUUAUAUUUGUAUAUACUUGUAUACACGUAUAUUUGGACUUUUUUCAAACAAACCUAUAACCCUUACCUACACCUUUUUCGGCAUUAUAAUGCUGUUUAUCUGACGACUAGUGGCACUCAUAGCAGAUUCAAAUUUACACCGGUAUGGAAAGCCUCAGAAUGCAAAGCCUACCCAACGCAUAGAGGGAAUAAAUGAAAAAAAAACAACACGCCAGAGAAGUUUGAAAUACGCACGAAAAUUGGCACUACAAGUACAUUAUUGAAAGUGGACUUAUUGCAAAUGGUGACUGAAAAUGUAUAGACACCAUCUUUAUCUGCUCACUAAUCCGCUAGCCGGUACUGCUAGUCAGCAUGCCGAAUUCUCACAAAGUGUGAACGUGACCUGCAGGUGCAUAAAAAUCGUUACAAAAACCAGUUCUUGUCUUAUGACCACAAAAAAUCAAGUGCUCUCCACGCUCUAAGUGCUCACGCUUCGCAUGCCGCUUUUUGACUGUGAGCAUCCCAAAAAACCUACGUCUUUUAAUUAAAGCAGGACUGCAAAUGCCAGUUUUCACAUGAAGGUUCGUCAUUCGAGUGGACAAGGCAUGAGCUCAUACCGUGGGCAGCAGAUCACCGCGAAUGAGCUCGACUCGGGCUCAAAUACAUGUGACAGAUAUGCAGAUAAUGGUCAACGCAGUCACGCUGUAUAUUCCAGCAUAUUUUAUUUGAUUAGUUCUUUACAUCCAACCUGGCCGGGUAUCAAGCUCACUGCGGGAAGUAUGGCCUUCAAACAGGGAUUCAAUCAAUAGGCAUAUCGAUCUACCACCAGACUAUCAUGUUCUUAGGGAAAAACUCAAUAGCAUGGCUGAAAGCCAGUAUUGCCGAAGGUGUUUGAAUUUUAACUGAACAUCACGUUUUUAUUCGCUCUUAAUGAUAUGCUCGAGUGACAGUUCGAAGCAUCGGAGACGCGACGUGCUGAGAGUCCUGGCUUAAAAAGCUGCCAACUGACCGGCUGAUCCGACUGUUGUGGGGGUAUUUUGGAGUCACUGGGGCACUGAAAAUCAGCCUUCUUAGUGUGACCCUUAUAGUGCUUGUAGCGGGCAGCCAUCAUAACCGGUCUGGUGUCAUUGUUCAAGACCUCGCUGCCUCAAGGUCACUUAGCCCUUCCAGCGAGCCGUUCCAGACGCGCUGAUCUGAAGCCAGUCGACCAACUUCGGCCCGAACACAAUUGCGUCCUCACAGUGUCGCAGCUGCCCAUGCGCCACUUGAAGGCGUCACCCCCUGCAACCAGCAAAGCAAGCCACUGGGACACCACCCCUCGGCAAAUGCAACACACGCUGACUGGACACCACUUGAGCUUGGCCCACGAGCCUACAAAAGCAGCUGCCACCACUAUCUCUCAGGGACCCUCAGGCAUGGCUGGACGCAGUCAACACCAGCCCUGGCUUGGCCAGUGGCCACUGCCGCCUGAGAGAACAACUCGGGGUUCUGUGCACAAUAAAGCCCUCAUUCUGGUGCCUUCUGUCUUCUCCUUACGAUAUGGGAUUUGCCCUGAUAAUGGUAGCGCUCAGACUGCACACACUCACACCGCCUGCCGCAACAUACUCUCACGCACGUGA